Messenger RNA from Rotaria sp. Silwood1, 2535 nucleotides. Lineage: Eukaryota; Metazoa; Rotifera; Eurotatoria; Philodinida; Philodinidae. The record is from the annotation of a GenBank genome assembly.
AUGUCAAAUUCAGAAAACUGUCCAAACUGUGAUAAUAUCUAUGGCAAUGAACCACGUAAAAUUCCAUGUGGUCAUAUUGUCUGUCAUAAAUGUUGUCUGGAUUUAUUUAAUAAAGAAAAUAAUACUUUGAUUUGUCCUGUAUGUGGUGAUACACAUACAUUUAAAUCAAAAAAUACAUUUAAAAAAACUUUACAACAAGUAGCUCAUUCUGGUUUUGGAAAAAAGACAGCAACACGUGAAAUUAGUUUUGCAUCAACAAUGCCAGUGGAGAAAGCAUCUGGCGCAGAAAAAUCAGCGAAUAAAGAAGUAAAAAAAGCAGUUGCAAAUUUACCAACAGCUCCACCAGGUGCUCCACCAGAAACUUCACCAAUACCUCCUCCACUACCACCAUCACAACUGGAACCCUUUGUCGUUGUUACUAAAUCACCACUUCCAAUGCCACUGAUGCCAACUAAACCUACAGUAAUGGAUGGUGUACCAAAAGUCAUAAAACAACAACAACAACAACAACAACAAUCAACAUCGAAUAAUACAACUUUACCUUCUUUACUCAAUACAAUAGUUUCAGCACCAUCACCAUCACCAUCAUCAUCUGUUUCUGAAGCUGUUAUCGCUCGUUGUCAUAGUUGUGGUAAUAAAUGUCAAGUAAUUGUUUGUGAACAUUGUGAUCAUUUUGUAUGUCUUAAAUGUGCUGAAGAACAUCGAACAACCACUAAAGUUGAUGCUCAAGAAUUAAUAAAUAAAUGGCAUGAAUGUAAAAAUAAAUAUAAUAUGUUACUUCAAAAAUUAAACCAAUAUAAUCAUGAUAGAAUUCAAAUUGAAAGUGAUCUUGCUGCUAUAAGAGUUGCUGUUGAACAACGUUCACGAGAUGCUAUUCAAUAUGUUGUUGAUCAACGUGAUUCUUUAAUUAGUCGUAUUAAUGAACAUAUGGAAAAAGAACAAACAAUUAAUAAUAUUAAGCAUAAUGAUCUUGUUAAUGAAUUUCGUCAAAUACAAAAUCGAUUUGAAAGUGCUCUUAAUGGAGAAGAUAUUGGUUCAUAUACUCAAGGUGAUUUUUUACGUGAUAUUCAUGAACUUCAAAAUCGAAUGAAUAAACGUAAUAAUUUAAUGGAAAAACAUAUUUUUCAAAUUCCAACAAUUAGUCGAUAUGAACGAAUAUCAAUUGAAAAAUUACUUGGUGAACUUCAUUUUAAUUCUCAUAUGAUGACUGGCAUUCCUAAUCAAAAUAUAUCAUCAUUGUUAAACAAUCAACCUUGGUCAAAACAAAAUGGUUUAUUAGAUUAUCCUGCAAAACCUUCAACAACAAUCAUGCCUAAUACAUUAACAAGAAUCUCUUCGCCAACAACAACAACAACAACAACAACAACCUCUAGUAUAUCACCAAAUAAUCAUGCUACAACAACAACAACAACCACAACAAAUGACAUAACUAAUAUUAAACCAUUAAUGGCAGGUACAUAUCAAAAUGGUACAAUCGAUGUGUUUGAUGAAUUUCGUCGUAUGGCAGCUCAAAUUCAUCAACAAUUUAAUGCACCUUAUAGUAAAGUAAUUAAUGCUGCAUCAUCGAUUCCAUUUCCAAUAUCGGAUGGAAUUCAAAAUAUUGAUGGAACUGAUAAAAAUUCUAAAAGAUUUUUACCAAAAACAAAAAAUCAAAAUCCUUCAACAGGUACAUUUAGUAUGCAAUGGAAAACCGAACAUACAGCAGUACCUAAUUUUUUAUGUAUGACACCAUAUCCAACACCAAAAAUUUUCAUUCUUGAUAAAUAUGGUAAAGUAUCUGUAUGUAGUAUUCCACCAAAACCACCAAAACCAUUUGAAUCAUAUUCAUUAUUUCCAAAUGGUACUGACGAAUUGAUUGAAUCUGCUGUUGUUUCAUCACGUUUUCUUAUUGUUUAUUCUCGAAAAAAACAAGAUACCAUGACUGGUACAAUGUAUUUUUUUAAUCAUGAAUGUAAAUCCGUUUUACAAAGUGGUAUUCAUCAAAGCAUUCCAGUACAUCAUAUAUUAUGUGAUCAAAAUGCAAAUCGUCUUUAUUGUCUUGAUCGUAUGCGUUGUACAAUCUACUAUCAUACAUUACCAAAUAAUUCGAAUGAAAUUGAAACAUGUAUGAAAACGCGUCGUGAUUUUAUACAAUUUAAUUCGAAUUAUGCAGCUUUUAAAAUGUUACAAAAUGAUGAUAUUUUAGGAUUUUAUGAACGAAAUGAAUGUACUGUUCAUUUAUAUGACAAAAAGAAAACAGAAAAAAUUGAUGAAUUUAAAUGUGAACACUUCACAGAUAAAUUUGAAAGUUGGGGAAUUAUUGCUAUUCGAAAAGAUAAUCAUAGUCUUAUAUUCAAAGUCGAUGAACGUGAUGAUCAUGAUGCGGCAAACCGGCAACAUAUUGUUUAUGAAGUUAAUCGUUCAACAAAACAAAUCAUAAGCCAUAUUCAACUUAAUUCAGUAUUUGGUAUGAUAAUUGGACCAAAUAAUGAAGUUAUAUUAGGUAUUCGUCAAACAAAAGACAGUGGUGUUAUUCAAUGUUAUAUUAGAAAGUAA